This is a messenger RNA of Xiphophorus hellerii (green swordtail), 1239 nucleotides long. RefSeq names its product DDRGK domain containing 1 (gene ddrgk1). Gene Ontology annotation, molecular function: ubiquitin-like protein ligase binding. The record is from RefSeq and is a predicted model, not a curated record. The coding region runs from base 121 to 1002 and encodes 293 amino acids. The transcript is spliced from 9 exons. Gene Ontology annotation, biological process: negative regulation of IRE1-mediated unfolded protein response; cartilage development; protein K69-linked ufmylation. NCBI's taxonomy places the organism in Eukaryota, Metazoa, Chordata, Actinopteri, Cyprinodontiformes, Poeciliidae.
UUCGCCGUUAUUCAGUCGCCUAAGACCAAAGAAAAAGUAGUAGUAGUCCCGGUGAAACGUCGCAUUCUCGGUAGUAAUGAGGUGAAUAGUUAUUUAUACAAAACCAGUAUUUAUUAAACCAUGGACAUAGUGCUGUAUAUUCUAGCUGCUGCGGUCCUUCUCGUCCUCAUUGUGUUCGCGCUGAAGGUGCAGAGGAAAACACAGGACGCUGAUCAGGAGCAGAGGAGGGAUGUUGUCCGAGCAGCGGCGGCCCCAUUGCGGGCCCCGGAGGAGCGGGGAGCCGGGAUGCCCCGGAGGAGGAGGAACCUGGGCGCUAUAAUGGCCAACAGGCGGCCUCAGAGACCAGAGGAGGAAGAGGAGCCUGUGGAAGAUGAGGAGGCAGAGCUGCAGGCUGCCCAGCCAGCAGCAAAAAUCGGAGCUAAGAAGCAAAAGAAGUUGGAGGAGAAACAGGCCAAGAAAGCCCAAAGAGAGGCAGAGAUGGAGGAGCGGGAGGAGAGGAAGAGGAUGCAGGAGCUCCGAGAGGAGGAGAAACGUCAGGAGGAGGAGAGGGAACGGAAGCUGGAGCAGAAACAGGAGGAGGACAAGCGGCGCGCUAAAGAGGAGCAGGAGCGGCGAGAGGAGGAGGAGUACUUGAAGCUCAAAGCCUCAUUCAUCGUCGAGGACCAGGGAGAGCAGGAGCAGCUGUCAGAGGACCAGUCCCGCAGCCUGCUGCAGGACUUCAUAGAAUACAUCCAGACGUCUAAAGUGGUUCUCCUCGAAGACCUGGCGUCUCAUUUCGGGAUGAGAACACAGGAUGCGAUCACCAGGCUGCAGGACCUGUUAGCUGAAGGCACGCUCACAGGCGUGAUCGACGACAGGGGGAAGUUCAUCUUCAUCACUCCAGAGGAGCUGGACUCGGUGGCUCAGUUCAUCAGACAGAGAGGCAGAGUCUCCAUCACUGAGCUGGCACAGGCCAGCAACUCCCUCAUCAACCUGAUGCCUGAGAGCUGCAGCUCCGUCUGACGGGCAGCAGGGGGAGCUCUGCACAACUACCGAGAGACUGGAGCAUAUUGAAAAGGAAUAAAAACAACAUGUUUUCUUUUAUUUAACAUCUGCUGAAUUGUGACAUGAGAUCUCAGAAUGUUCUGGAAUAUAAAAUAUUUCCCAGAAUAUGUUUUUUUUUAAUUAUUAUUAUUAUUAUUAUUCUGGAACCAAGAAAUAUCCUCCAAAAGCAUAUUGGUAUCACUGGAAACAUUGCAU